Messenger RNA from Ogataea angusta, 504 nucleotides. RefSeq lists its product as uncharacterized. The record is from RefSeq and is a predicted model, not a curated record. The transcript is spliced from 2 exons. Lineage: Eukaryota; Fungi; Ascomycota; Pichiomycetes; Pichiales; Pichiaceae. Bases 1 to 504 code for a protein of 167 amino acids.
AUGUGCAACCAGGGCCUGCUUAAAAAACUGGUCGCGUUCCUGGAGUACUCGGAACGCGUGCCGGACGACGAGGACCACUGGAAGAUUCGGCUGAGCGUGGUGUGGGCCGUGCUGAAUUUGAGCUGGCGCGAGGAGACCACGGGGUCCGACCUCGACAACGACGACGACGACAGCGCCGAGGACAUGGACGUCGACGCGGGCGACGGCGCGCGCGGAUGGCCAUCUUCAACCUCGUGCUGUACGAAAACAAGAACAAGAGCUGAGUUUCGGAGCUGUAUGAGGGCUGUCUCAGGUCUAUUUAUAGCAUUUGCCGCGAAAUUGGGCCCGUUCUCGACGCACUGUGCCUGGUUGCAAAAUUCCUUUGAGGUCCGAAUUAGGAAUGCCGGAUCUGGAGCUAAAAAAAAAAAUCUAGCCGGGCUCCCAAAUCGGGGCCUCAAAGGACGACGUCUGAAUAUUUCAGACGUCUCAUAUUUCGAAACAGGACUUGCGGACCAGACUAUAUAA